AUUUGUGAUUUUUACAUUUUUGAAAUAUUCCUAUAUAUUUCUUUAGAUGAUCUAACUGUUACUUUUUUUAUGAUUUCGGACUAUAUGUUUACAAGAUUCUUCAACCGGAAAACCUUUACAGUUUGGAUUGAUGUAUACUUAGAGACAGAAAAGAAACAGAAGAUACAUAGUCCUCCAACGUUAAUAUAAAUCUUGGAAUAACAAUGGUGAUGGAAGAACAACAGUCGGAUAUGGAGCUAGAUUCGGAAAGAGUUCCUGUACCACAAGUGCAAAAAUCAGUAGAGGAUUCACACGUAGAAACAGUUAAUAAAGUUACAAGCAUCUCUAGAGGAAAACCCAGACUUAGAAAAAAGGCAUUACAUGCUGCUAUACUCAAACAAAUGGAAUUUUACUUUGGUGAUGCGAAUCUAAGUAAAGAUAGAUUUUUAAGUAAUUUAAUUAAGGAAGAUCCAUAUGUAGAUCUCAAUGUUUUUCUAAGAUUUAAUAAAAUAAAAGAAUUGACUACAGAUAUAAACAGGAUAGCUAAAGCUGUGCAAGUAUCAACAAUGUUAUCUUUAUCUGAAGAUGGAAUGAAAGUUCGACGUGUGACACCAAUAAUAAUAAAAGAAAACACUGAUGAAUGUACAGUUUAUGUACAAAAUCUACCUCCAGAUGCAGACCAUGAAACAUUAAGUUCAGUAUUUUCUCAAUAUGGUCAAGUUGUAUAUGUUUCUAUUCCGCGAUUUAAAAUUAAUAGAAAGAUAAAGGGAUUUGCAUUUGUAGAGUUUGAUACAGUUGAGAAUGCUAAGAAAUGUUUGAAGGCAUUUGAAAAAAAGGGUUGUGUUUUACCAUCAUACACAACUCCUAAUAAACUUCUAAGCAUUACCACAUUUGAUGAUACGGAAAAGAACAUGUUAGAAAAUGAAACAAAUGAAAUCAUUGUCUGUACUGAAAAUAUUAUUGAUAAUGAAAAAUUACAAGACACUGAAAUGAAUAAAAGUAAUGAAGAGCAAGUACAUACAAAUACUAGUACUACUUUAGAAAAUCAUGAAAAUAAUAAUAAAAAGAAAACAAAAAAGAGAAAACACUCAGAUACAGAAACUGCAGAACUAACUGAAACAAAAGAAAAAUCGAAUAAUGAAUUGAUAAAAAGUAAAAAGAAAAAGGUGAAAGGUUCAAGUGAUGUACACAAUGAGACAGUAGAAUCAAGUAAUGAGAAACAAAGUGAUUCUUCUUUUGAAGGUACAUCAAAAAAAUUGAAACGUGAAAAAAAUGUAUCUAUGAAGAAAGAACAGGUAUCAGACAAUUGUGAUGAAAAUGAACAAAUGAAAACUGAUGAUAAUAUUACUCUGACUAAUGAGGAACAAGAAAGUACAAAUACAAAUGAAAAGAAAAAGAAAAGAAAAAAACGCAAAAAGCGAAGUAAACUGGAAGAUUUUAGUUAUAGCAUAGGGUUACAGGUAAUGGCUAAGAAAGAUUGGAAACAUCUUAGGAAUAAAUACUUAGAAUUACAAAGGAGUAAGAUGAAACAACUCAAACAACAUUUGAGAAAAACAAGAUGGAACCAAUGGUCAAAUUAUGAAAAAAAUAAAUCUGAAAGGGAAGAAAAUGAUGAAAAAGAUAAAAUGAGUGCUAUGACUGGAUGCCGUUUUUCGUUUACACCAGGCGUUAUAAUUAAAAUUGAAAUGAAUAAACCAUGUACAGAUUCAAAAGCUUUAAAGAUGGAAUUAAAAAAUAAUAGUUCUAUAAAGUACACGGAUGUUGAAGAUGGCUCUUGUGUUGCUUAUGUAAGGUGUGAUACAGCUGAAGCUGCACAGAUAUUUGUACAAAAAUCUGAUGAGGAAAGACAUAUGAGAUUAUUAGAAGGUGAAGAAGAAAAGAUGUAUUGGGAUAAAAUUUUGCACGAUAGGGAACAAAAAUUGAGUAAGAAAGUAAAAACUAAACAAAGAGGGAGAAAUAAAUUAUUAAAAAAAGCAGAAAAAGAACUUGGAAAGCAUAUCAAAUUUGAUGAAGUGUAAACUUAUAAAACUCUUACAUUUAAUUGUAUAUAAAAGGUAGUUUUAUAUUAUACAUUUAAUUAUAAAAACAGAAGUAAUAAAUAAUAUUUAGCAGUGCUGUU
This is a messenger RNA of Frieseomelitta varia, 2098 nucleotides long. It is a transcript of the gene Larp7, whose product is annotated as la-related protein 7. The transcript is spliced from 6 exons. NCBI's taxonomy places the organism in Eukaryota, Metazoa, Arthropoda, Insecta, Hymenoptera, Apidae. Gene Ontology annotation, biological process: RNA processing. The record is from RefSeq and is a predicted model, not a curated record. Gene Ontology annotation, molecular function: mRNA binding. Bases 204 to 1997 code for a protein of 597 amino acids. Gene Ontology annotation, cellular component: nucleus.